GACAUAGGAGAAAGAAAAGAAGCGGCAGAUCAACUGGUCUAAAAAGGAGGUCUAUUUAAAGGCUAGAGUAUACAGAUGAGUUUUAAGGUGAGACUUAAAUGCUUUUACUGAGGUAGCAUCUCGAACUGUUACCGGGAGGGCAUUCCAGAGUACUGGAGCCCGAACGGAAAACGCUCUAUAGCCCGCAGACUUUUUUUGGGCUCUAGGAAUCACUAAUAAGCCGGUUGGCUCAUUUAACUGCGUUACUAUUAAUCUGUCCUCGUUUCCCUCCCCGAAAAGGCCUUGAACCUGAUCCGUUCCUGGCGCUUGUCCCCUUGACAUGGAGGCGGUGUCGGUCCGAGUGUGAUGAUGCCGGCCGAGCGGGUGAUUCAGCCAUGUGCGGCCAGGUGGGGACUCGUGGGCGUCCUGUUUCCCUGAGUUAUGUGAUAGCCCGAGUUUCAUUGCGUGUGUCGGACGUGCGUCCUCCCCUGCAGCGCAUUUGGACUGAAGGUCCCGAGGCGGACAAAUGGACCAGUGUGGUGACAUCUUUGUGCGAGGAAUUAUGUAGGCCGCAGGAUACUUCUUCUUCUCUAUCCUUCUUGGUCAAGAUGAUCCCAAUACUCUGCCUGGCCAUGCUGCUACCUUCAGUGGUCCACUCAGCACAGGGUCAAUAUGCCCACAAGCUGCUCAACGACUUAAUGGACAACUAUUCCAGCGCCCUGCGGCCCGUGGAGGACACGGACCGAGCACUUAACGUCACUUUGCAGAUCACGCUCUCCCAGAUCAAAGAUAUGGAUGAGAGAAACCAGGUGUUGGUGGCCUACCUGUGGAUAAGACAGAGGUGGCAUGACGCUUACCUGACGUGGAAUAAAGAGGACUAUGACGGACUGGAGAUCAUCCACAUCCCCAGCAACCUGGUAUGGAGGCCGGACCUUGUCCUCUAUAACAAGGCUGAUGAUGCAUUGUCUGGGCCCAUGGACACCAACGUGAAACUGCGCUACAAUGGAGAGAUCACCUGGGAUGCCCCCGCCAUCACCAAGAGCUCCUGCGUGGUGGACGUCUCCUACUUCCCCUUUGACAGCCAGCAAUGUAACCUGACCUUCGGAUCCUGGACCUACAAUGGAAACCAGGUGGACAUCUUUAUGGACAUGGACAGCGGCGACCUGUCCGACUUUGUGGAAAACGUGGAGUGGGAGUGCCACGGCAUGCCGGCCACCAAAAACGUCAUCAUGUACGGCUGUUGCUCCGACCCCUACCCCGACAUCACCUACACCGUGCUGCUGCAGCGCCGCUCCUCCUUCUACAUCUUCAAUCUCCUCCUCCCGUGCUUCCUCAUCUCCUUCUUGGCUCCGCUAGGAUUCUACCUGCCGGCAGACUCCGGGGAGAAGGUUUCCCUGGGGGUGACGGUGCUCCUCGCGCUCACCGUGUUCCAGCUCAUGGUGGCCGAGAGUAUGCCUCCCUCAGAGAGUGUGCCCCUUAUAGGCAAGUACUACAUCGCCACCAUGACCAUGGUCACAGCCUCUACAUCUCUCACCAUCUUCAUCAUGAACAUCCACUUCUGUGGUCCUGAGGCCAAACCGGUCCCGCGCUGGGCCAAAGUCCUCAUCAUUGACUACAUGUCCAAGAUCUUCUGCGUGUACGAGGUGGGCGAGAACUGCGCCUCGUCCUCCUCGUCUUCAUCUGCCCACUCUGUCCGGAAUGAUGGCGGUCACAAGUACCUGGGCCCUGGUCGAGAGAAGCGACAGGUCCAUAAGAGCCCCAGACCUCAGACCCCGAGACCGCAGCAACAUGCCAGACUGAAGACUCAGCAGCACCACGUCACCAGAGCAGAGAGGAGUCUCUUCUCCACCUUCCCGCUCGGGAAGUACGAAAGCUCCGACGGGAAGAUCCCAGCAGGGGACUGCUGCAAAGAAGACCGCCGGGUUCCUUGUUGCCCCGGUGACAAAUCUCCUCUCUGCUGCCAAGAAGACAAAAAACCUCCGUCCCAAGGCUCCGUGGUAACGUUUGGCCCCUGUGUGUUCUGUCGCCACGGCGACGGCGACGCCAGGCUGGUGCGCAACGUGGAGUACAUCGCAAAUUGUUUCCGAGAGCAGAGGGCCACGUGCGCCAAGGGUGCAGAGUGGAAGAAGGUGGCUAAAGUGAUGGACCGCUUCUUCAUGUGGAUCUUCUUCAUCAUGGUGUUCCUCAUGAGCAUCCUGGUCAUCGGGAAGGCCCCGUGAUCAAUCCCGUGAUUAGUCUGCGGCUUCUUCUGACUUCAAUGCUGUGCAAAAGUCUUUUGAAGGCCGCCACUAAUAUUCUUGUUUUUUUCACAGCUUUCCGGUAGACAAACACUCAUCACUAGUGGAUUUUUAACAGAAAUUGGAUGGAUUUUAAGGUAAAUUUAUUUUUCUCUUUCAUACUUUUUUCUUCACUUUCUUACUUUUUUCGUUUUAUUUGUAACUUGCCUGUAUUUUAUACAUGUAUUUUUUGUGCAUAUUUUUGUCCUAAAUUAAGCAUUUUAAGCAUAAAAACGACUAAAUCAAGUUUAAAAAAGGAAAAUACUACAGUAGUGUUAGCCAUUAGAUCAGGGGGGCCCCCAAAUUUUUUUUAACCCGCAUUCCGUUAAAAAUGUUU
This is a messenger RNA of Nerophis ophidion (straightnose pipefish), 2592 nucleotides long. Its product is annotated as neuronal acetylcholine receptor subunit alpha-9-II. Lineage: Eukaryota; Metazoa; Chordata; Actinopteri; Syngnathiformes; Syngnathidae. The record is from RefSeq and is a predicted model, not a curated record. The transcript is spliced from 6 exons. Bases 375 to 2198 code for a protein of 607 amino acids. Gene Ontology annotation, cellular component: postsynaptic membrane; neuron projection; synapse. Gene Ontology annotation, biological process: signal transduction; monoatomic ion transmembrane transport; nervous system process. Gene Ontology annotation, molecular function: acetylcholine-gated monoatomic cation-selective channel activity; transmembrane signaling receptor activity.